Epinephelus fuscoguttatus (brown-marbled grouper) is the source of this 2056-nucleotide messenger RNA. RefSeq names its product protein FAM180A. The transcript is spliced from 3 exons. The coding region runs from base 142 to 645 and encodes 167 amino acids. The record is from RefSeq and is a predicted model, not a curated record. Lineage: Eukaryota; Metazoa; Chordata; Actinopteri; Perciformes; Serranidae.
AUGAAACUGGUGCGCAUGAAAUGCCGAAACUCAGCAGUCGGAGCAUUUUCAUCCACUGUUGUGAUGUUUAUCCCCUGAGGGAGACACAUCGAGACGGGAAGAGAGUUGUGUGUGUGUGUAGAUCUGUGUGUGAGGAUCGACAUGACGCAGUGGUGGGCGCUGCUCAUCACUGUUUACCUGUCCAUGUACCUGGCAGCCACUCAGCACCACAGGAAAGCUCUGUAUCCAUCUGCAUAUAGGAUAAAGCGUGGAACGUAUUCGCUGAUCAACCCCACGUUCCAGCGCUCUGUGGAGGAUGUCAACCUGCUGUUUGAGAUCCUGCUCGCUGGGAUGCAGAUCCAAGGUGAAGAGCUUGACAUGCUGAUCCCAGACGAGGAGCUGGCCUCCCUGAGGUGCGUGGAGAAGCUGGAGGUCAUCUGUGAGGACAUCCUGCCCAAGAGGCUCUCUGACAUUCGUCGUCUGACGGCGGAGCUCGCCCAGCGCCGGCAGCCUCUGAGCUGGCAGGACUUUGAGAGGACGGUGCUGACCCUGGUGUACGCCACUCAGACGGUGGUUCGAGUCAGCAGUCAGCAGCAGAGGGAGGCGUGGAUGGAUGCUGUGGUACAGCUGUUCAGAGCCGUUCAGAAGGACCUCAGACCGUCUUGAGAAAGAAUCUUUUUUCCAAAAAGACAUUUUUGUGUUGAUUUCACUUGCUCAUGUUCACACAUAUCUGACUUUUACCCUGCAGCUCUUCGCUCAGACUGUGUUUGCAGUUAUAUACACACUCUAGACACAACUGUCAAGAUUAUUUUGGCCAAAAUGAUUCCAGUUGAUGAUAUUGUUGCAACAUUAUUCUGCUUAUAACUCUCAAAAUGAAAAUAAAACAUACUGGAAUCACUUCAGCUUAUAUUUUGUAAAUAUGAGAAAAAUUUUAUUGCAUCACAGAGAAGACACACUUCACUAUGUGAAAUGGCAUCAUAUAUCAAUGUAUCCUCACACCAUGGUCCAUAUAAUAGCUAAUGAAUUUGCCCCUUGCAAAUGGUGUCAUCAUUUUACAUACUUGACGUAAAGGUACGUACUUAAUGUUAGGCAGUGUUGCGGGUAACGCAUUACUUUUGGAACAUUACUGUAAUGUAAUGUUACGCUCUAUACAGAGCCUACACGGUAGCCUACGCACGUGGCCUACGCCAUUGUGUGCCAAGUGUCUCUGUCACUCUGCAGUUACAGCAGCAGCUACUACUCGCAUGUUUCACAGACAGAACACUUGCUGGACACAUUUUCCCCACAUGCUUACAUUGUAUAAAUUAGCUUAGCGGCUAGCGGACUUUUCCUCUACUCAUAUGAAGCCAGGGACAACAGCAACAUUUAACAAAGGUAAUUUUACAAAAUUCGGCUGCAUUACAGCUCAAAAGGUUCACUGACAAGAAAACAACUGUCUUAUACUAAACACGUUUUCCAAACAAAUAUAACAUGCUAACGUUAUUAGCACAAGCCUAUGGCAUUUUACAUUGUAUAAAUUAGCCUAGUGACAAGCGGAGAUUUCCUCUGCUCAUAUGAAGCCAGGAUAAAUCACACACAAGACUUAAAAUGCUAUUUUUGUGGAGGCUUUAUUGUCUUCACAAUUUAUUGUUUCUUAUCUGUGAAAUUAAAGUAAAUAAAAGCUUUGUUUCCACUGAGGGAAAUGGUUUCAGCUUACAAAGAUAGACAGGAGGUCUGUGCGCCAAGAUGUAUAGAUACAUUUCUGGGUGUGGGGGGUAGGUACGUAGGUACGGCGUCAAUUUGACGCAGAAGUAUAAAUCCUGCUUACUGCUGCCUGAAAGCAGUGGGAUGAGGAUCCACAUCCUGGUGAUCGACAUGUGUGGCUGAUGUUAGUAUAUGUUGGAUGUGUUUCCAUUCACAUCCCCUACGACUGCAGAUCAACACCGGCACACAGUCCUGUUCUUAUGCUUAUCUAACUCUCCCUCCGGUGCUGCUGUAGCUGACCAGCACACCAGGAACCAACAGGUGGAUCCUCCACAUCGCAAGCUGUGCUCAUUAUAGUGACUCGAUCUUACAUUGUCCCAUCCUUAUAGCCUAC